Messenger RNA from Centruroides sculpturatus (bark scorpion), 1096 nucleotides. RefSeq names its product 30S ribosomal protein S2-like. The transcript has a single exon. The record is from RefSeq and is a predicted model, not a curated record. Gene Ontology annotation, cellular component: cytosolic small ribosomal subunit; ribosome. Lineage: Eukaryota; Metazoa; Arthropoda; Arachnida; Scorpiones; Buthidae. Gene Ontology annotation, molecular function: structural constituent of ribosome. Gene Ontology annotation, biological process: translation.
UUUACGAUGCUCGCUCGGUCGUGCCCAGUUGAAAGCUAGGUUCCGGGUUUGGAGUCGUAAAGAAGACAAAACGAGGAAUCAAAUGCACCAAGACCAUUCAGACAUCAACACCGCUGCCGAAAACAGCCCCCAAACUCACGAAAAUCAAACUGGCCCCGAGUCAGAAAUUAUUUCCCACAACAAACUGCUUGAAGCGGGAACUUAUUUCGGUCACAAAAAGGACAAGUGAAACCCGAAAAUGAAGCCUUACAUUUCGGCUACCAAAAAGGGUAUGCACAUCAUUGACACCAAGAAAACUAAGAAAGCGCUUGAAUUUGCUUACACCUUAAUUGAAAGAUUAACUAGCAAAGGAGCGAGUUUUAUUUUCGUCGGAACGCGCAAACAAGCUCGCGAAACGAUCCGCAAUAACGCUCUCCGAACCAAUUCGCACUACGUAGCUGACCGCUGGUUAGGCGGAACGCUGACUAACGCUAAGACAAUUUUUUCGCGCGUUAAACACAUGGAAGAUUUGGAGCAAAAAGCGAGCAACGACUACGCGGGUUACACCAAAAAGGAGGGGCUUAAGUACGCUAAGGAGUUAGAAAAACUGAGACGUAACUUGGUCGGAAUUAGACGGAUGAAAAGCAGCCCUAACAUUAUGAUUGUAGCCGACCCGAUCCACGAUAAAAUUGCCGUUCGCGAGGCUCGUAAAUUGGGGGUGAAAGUGAUCGGAAUCGUUGACACUAACGCCGACCCGACGUUCGUGGAUGUGGCCAUUCCAGCUAACGAUGAUUCGAUCAAAUCCGUCACAUUGAUCAUCACAAUUUUGGCCGACGCGAUCGCUAAAGCUAAGGGCGGUCAACAGCUUUACGCCUACCAGGGCGACGACGCGGUAUCUUUACCCGAAGACCGGCGUGAACGUCUGGAAGAGCGCCAAGGUAGAGGACGCUUUGGUCAACAAAGACGCCGUAGUUCUAACUUAAGAAAUAAUCCUCGGCCUGGUUAUUCAAAACCGAAGGAAAAAACGGCCGCUACACCGAGCGAGACUACCGGUCAAACUGCCGAGCCGAAAACCGAGAAAGAGAGUGAUCAAGAUGGAACAAAUCGAGAAAAUUAA